This is a messenger RNA of Prorocentrum cordatum, 336 nucleotides long. The record is from the annotation of a GenBank genome assembly. Lineage: Eukaryota; Dinophyceae; Prorocentrales; Prorocentraceae.
AUGGGUUUCGGGACCCUGCUCUUCUCUAUUGUCACUUCUUUCGCAUCGAUGACAUUGACGGUCCUUGACAUCCGCACGAUGGCGAAGGAGCAGGAUAUUGGUUUCUGGCGUGCUUUAGUGGAACAACUUCUAGUUGGCCUCGGCAGGACAGCUCCGCUUUGUCACAUCCCCAAGUUGCAGGCCGACGUCGACUACGAGCCAGAGGGCGAACUUGCAGCCGACAAUUUCAAGCAGAUUGCCUCCUCUGCGUCCAACAGCAAGGCGCUGGAAACCAUGCAGUUCUAUUGUCAGUGUAACCGUCUCAUAGAGGAUGUCCCGUCUCAAAUUCACCGCUAG